UAGAUGUCGGUGCCCAAGCCACAGUCACACUUACUCCCAAGUUCCUGAACAAGCUACCCUGGGAAAUACAGACUAUGCAUUUGAGAUGGCCAUUUCGAACAUCCGAUAUGGAGAAGGAGUUACUAAAGAAAUCGGCAUGGACCUGCAGAAUCUUGGUGCUAGAAGAGUUUGCCUGAUGACAGACCGAAACCUUUCCCAACUUCCACCAGUAAAAGCAGUAUUGAACUCCUUGGCAAAACAUGGGAUAAACUUUGAGAUGUAUGACAACGUCCGGGUGGAGCCGACAGACCACAGUUUCCUGGAUGCCAUUGCAUUUGCUAAAAAGGGAGAGUUUGACGCCUACGUUGCCGUGGGAGGUGGGUCCGUAAUGGACACAUGCAAAGCUGCCAACCUCUACGCGUCCAGCCCCACGUCCGACUUCUUGGACUUCGUCAACGCUCCUAUCGGGAAAGGGCAGCCUGUCACAGUGCCCCUUAAGCCACUCAUUGCAGUUCCUACAACAGCUGGAACUGGAAGUGAAACUACCGGUGUUGCCAUUUUUGACUUCAAAGAACUAAAAGUGAAAACUGGCAUCGCUUCAAGAGCCAUCAAGCCCACACUGGGCAUCAUUGAUCCUUUACACACCUUGUCCAUGCCAGAGCGAGUAGUGGCCAACACUGGCUUUGAUGUGCUUUGUCAUGCUCUGGAGUCAUACACUGCUCUGCCCUACAAGAUGCGCAGCCCCUGCCCUUCAAAUCCAAUCAACCGACCAGCCUACCAAGGCAGCAACCCCAUCAGUGACGUCUGGGCUCUCCAUGCUCUGCGCAUCGUAGCUAAAUAUUUGAAAAGAGCCAUCAGAAACCCUGAGGACCGUGAGGCAAGAGCUAACAUGCACCUAGCAAGUGCUUUUGCUGGUAUUGGCUUUGGCAAUGCUGGUGUUCAUCUCUGCCAUGGAAUGUCUUACCCUAUUUCUGGUUUGGUGAAAACUUAUAAAGCAAAGGAUUAUAAUGUGGAUCACUCUUUAGUGCCACAUGGCCUCUCUGUGGUGCUGACGUCCCCAGCAGUGUUUGCUUUCACAGCACAGAUCAAUCCUGAGCGACACUUGGAAGCUGCAGAGAUACUAGGAGCUGACAUCCGCACUGCCAGAAUCAAAGAUGCAGGGUUGAUUUUGGCAGACACGCUCCGGAAAUUCCUGUUUGAUCUGGAUGUUGAUGAUGGCUUAGCUGCAGUUGGUUACUCCAAAGCAGACAUCCCUGCGUUAGUCAAAGGCACUCUGCCUCAGGAGAAAGUGACCAAACUAUCACCACGUCCUCAGACAGAAGAAGACUUAUCUGCCCUCUUCGAGGCUUCCAUGAAGCUUUAUUAGCUUAAAUAUUUUAGUCAAAAAAGUAUGUUAUUUUCUAAUUAACACAAAGGUAAUUUCUUACAGAUAUCAGGAUGAAUUUGUUCACAGAUUGGAAGAACUUGGGUGCCUUCUGCGUCUUUUCCAUUGCACACUUCCAAAAGGACAAUUAAUUAAUCUUAACUAAAUAACACUUCGAAUUAAAAGUUUGAUUGUGGGACUUUUAUGCUCAAUAGACAAUGUUAUUCCUUACAUAAAAGGUAGAUCAGACAAUUAGCUAUAGAGCAGGUUUUCCUGUGCUUCAGAGGUGGUGAAAAGUGGAAAUUGUUUUUCAUGUGAUAUGCUGAAACAUUUCACAAAACAUGAUUUUUAUUU
Messenger RNA from Tinamus guttatus (white-throated tinamou), 1696 nucleotides. The record is from RefSeq and is a predicted model, not a curated record. NCBI's taxonomy places the organism in Eukaryota, Metazoa, Chordata, Aves, Tinamiformes, Tinamidae.